Messenger RNA from Phytophthora infestans T30-4, 336 nucleotides. RefSeq lists its product as uncharacterized. The record is from RefSeq and is a predicted model, not a curated record. NCBI's taxonomy places the organism in Eukaryota, Oomycota, Peronosporomycetes, Peronosporales, Peronosporaceae. Bases 1 to 336 code for a protein of 111 amino acids. The transcript is spliced from 2 exons.
AUGGAGAAGCCGUUCAAGCAAAUUUGGAGAGAGCUGACCAAAAAAGGCUGGAAAUCCAGACGGCUGAAGGGAUUGAGCGUCGAGUACACCUACGUACCACCCGAGGGAGAUGCAAAGGGCGUUGAAGGUGUCGACUACUUCGUUGGAGCCGGAUUGGUGACUAAUCAUGAAGCGACUAUUGCUACUUCUACGGUAGCCCCCCCUCCCCCAGGCCCAGACAAACCAACUGCUGCCGAGAAUGAUAUCGCUAAUUCCGGGAAGACCUCAAAUGGCAAACGGAAGGCUAGCUCGACAGGAAGCAAUGCAUCGAGCAAGCGGCGCCGGACUGGUAUGUAA